AUGGCCGACUUCAACACGGCUUUCCUCCUCGCUUCCUUUCUUCUCUCUCAUCCGGCGCUGGGCACGGUGAAUUUCAUCUUCUCCCCCGUGACAUCCCAGAAGACCUUCCUCACGGGUCUGGGGACCUGCAUCACCAACAACGUGGCGAACAACGCUGCCCUGGAUGCGGCCUCCCAGGCCCGUUACGCCGUCUGUGCCACUACUCUCAGCGUGGUCAGGCGGGGGCUCAAAAAUCGCGAACUUCGGAGCGUACUACAGCGGCAGGAACUGCAUCUCCGCCGCCAACAACCAAGCCACGGCAGCCACGGCAGCCGCAACCAACUCAACCACGGCAGCCGCAACCGCUUCAACCGCCGCGACCACUACGAAAUCUUCAGGCACUGGAUGAAGUCGCCGCUUCGUUCAUGCAUUUCGACUUUGUAUCGUAUGUUUCCGUCCCGGCACAAAAUUGGCUUCACUAUUCCUCCCACUGAUUUUGGACCUGUCUCAGAUCUGUCCCUGACCUGUCUCAGACCUGUCCCAGACCUGUCCCAGACCUGUCCCAGACCUGUAUCACACCUGUCUCAGACCUGUCCCACACCUGUCCUUUGA
Darwinula stevensoni is the source of this 591-nucleotide messenger RNA. NCBI's taxonomy places the organism in Eukaryota, Metazoa, Arthropoda, Ostracoda, Podocopida, Darwinulidae. The record is from the annotation of a GenBank genome assembly.